Molecule: messenger RNA, 824 nt
Organism: Dermacentor andersoni
Lineage: Eukaryota; Metazoa; Arthropoda; Arachnida; Ixodida; Ixodidae
Source: RefSeq, a predicted model, not a curated record
GGCCGAAGCACUGCGCAUUUAACGAAAGUCCCAGCAUCAGCGACGACGCAUCGGCUGACAUUCCGGCAACCACCUGCGGGCCACUCGGACGAGAACACACGCUUCAACUUUUCCGCGGUUGCUCCCUUGUUGACUCGAGGUAUACUCGCUUUGAGAGAAGAGCUAUGUCGCACCUACUAGGCUUGUGCUGCUGCAACGCCUGCGAAAACUGUCGGGACAGUCUGCGUGCCAGGCUUCCCAGCUGCUUGGGCGGCGAAGACUCGCCGGGAGAGCAGGUGGAACAUGGACAGGAAGGGGAACCAAGUUCGGCGUCCGAAGUCGUCACCCACGGUCCGUCCUCCGCGGAAGCUGGCGUUGGCACCGAAGCGAAGUCUACGGUCGAGGCGUCCGCUCCGAUGCCACCGCGCCAGAUCAGUCGACCUGGCCAUGGAAGCCAUCCCGUAGGCAGCGUGUACCUGUCGCACGUGGGCAGUGACCUGUCUCUUUCGUCGGAUCCGCAAACGGAGCCUUCCACGCUGGCUUCUACGGCCAUUCUGAAUACCGCUAAGCGUGCUGAGGAAGAGGACACUUCCCCGGAAGAUGUGUCUGGCAUGGAGAUGAAGCCCAUGGGCGCCAGGGCGGACCAGGAGCAGUCUUCCAGCGCUUCCGAACUGGAGGAGCAAGCUGAAAAGGUUUAAUAUGACACAGUGGGGAUCUCGGACGGUCGCUUCCUGACGAGAACUCGGCAUGUUGCCUUCCGUCCUGCCGGAAAAGAGGCCUUCUCUUCUGGCGUGCCAUCAAAAUGUCUUAACUGCUUUUAGUUGUCAAUAAAAUCCUCCCUUUUA